Pocillopora meandrina is the source of this 2265-nucleotide messenger RNA. NCBI's taxonomy places the organism in Eukaryota, Metazoa, Cnidaria, Anthozoa, Scleractinia, Pocilloporidae. The record is from the annotation of a GenBank genome assembly.
AUGGCAAAUAUUCAUGUUUCACCUUUGGCUUCUCCUUCCUUGGAGUGUUUAUCUCCAGCGGAACUGACGAACGAAGAAAGUGGACAAGUAGAGCAAGUGACUCCAAAUCAAGAUGAAAACGAAAAUGAUGUAUUUAAAGGAGAAACGAAGGCAUUUGGGAGAAAGAAAGGUUUCUGUAGAUUGAUUUAAAAAAUUUUCCUCGGAUUAGCAUGGUUGGCAGGGUAUUCGAGAUUUUGAGUUCAGUUUUAGAUUGCAAACAGCUGUGAACGGGACGCGCCUUUAAUUUUAAAUUGAACAAGACCAGGUCCUGCGCUAGCGCCAAUCGAUGUCUGAAAGAUUAUACUUCCUAUGAAUCUCGUGCAAGAACGGACCUUUGAUGUUUUGAAAGAGCAGUAUAGAUGAAGAUAUUUGAGGCUUGGUAGCCUGUUGCUACACGCUCUAAAUUAAUUCUUCACUUGUUCAUAGAAAAACAAAAAGUCGGAACUCUAAGACCUCUACUCUUAGUUACGACAUAGAUGUGCAUUUAAUACUUCACUCACACUCUUAGAUUUCAACCGAACAAUUCCGUCAAUUGUUCGGUUGAAACUUCGAAAUCACACAAAUCUAGGCUCCUGAUUCGUGUUUAUCAUUGACCAUUUAUCAUUUGUAGUAUGACAUCUUGUUCUUAAUUGGCAGGCCAAUUCGAGACACCGUCAGGCACCUUGACCACUUUACGUCUUAGUGCUGGUAGUGAAGACGCCAGUCAGACCAGCAGUCCGAAAAGAAGUCCCGUCUAUUGUUUCCAUUCCUUUACAUACGGGGUUAGUGGGUCGAGCGAGACUGGAACUGGCUUGCAUGAUAGUGGAAAGACAUCCGCUGAACUUGAUAGUAAUGAUACUUGCGAGAGUGAAAGCUUUGAUGCCGAUUCUCCCAAUGUCUGGCGCACAAGAAUGGUCGUGGAUCCGGGGGAGACAGAGUCAGGGUCACCCACAAUCCUCCAUGGGGGGAACUUCGGAAUUGGAGCAUGUCCCUCGGACGGUUUGCUAGCAAUUUAUACUUACCAUUCACUAAACUUGAGAUAGGUUCAGAUUUUUUAAUAGCAUUUGCUAGUUAUAAAGAAGGAAUUCCUGACAAAAUACAGCUGAAUAAGUAUUCUAGCUCAAAAGAGAACUGAAACUUUCAUGCUUGUCUCUCUACGCAGCCUGUUUUUUUUUCUUGUCCUGGUCAGUCUAUCCUCUUUUCCAUCUCGUAUCUGCAUUUCUGGUGCCUUUGUCUGCCUCUCUAUUUUUGUUUACCGUUUUCCUACUUCUUUCAUAACAUGGCCUAAAAUGUUUGACAUUGACUAACUACUUUUCAAAGUUAGGAGUUUGACUCUGAACCGACGCAUAAAACCUUGAAGUGUCUAAUUUCUCUCUAAUAUUCCGAAGCACGCUGGUUAUUUACGCCAUAUUAGGGAAUAACUGAUGAUCGGCCAGUCUUGUACACUGAAAACCAAGCUUUGUGACACUACUGAUUGCUUGGAGGUUAUAUUCUUCCGCUGAGAUAUGAAGUAAAUUUUUUUCAGACUCUGUGUCGUUAGAAGAAACCAACAAAACCAAACCCUCCGAAGCUUUUCAGGCGGAGAUUCACGUCAAACUCCAGAACUCAAACGAUGCCCUCAAUAGCGACACCAAGGAAGCGACAACUGCACCGAAACUGCUCUCCUCGCCAGACGAAGACCAUUCAGGAGAGGCAAAUGGAGAGGAAAAUUGCGCAAAGCCUCCUGUCACGAGACCGUCACCAGAAGGCGCGGAAAGUUCUGUAGUUAACACCCACCAGACCACAGUUUCUUCACAGAAUGGAAAUAUUACUAGUUGUUUCAUGGUUCCUAGCACGCGAGUUAUCUCCGAUCAUCAGUGGAGCGAGAUCAUAGGAAGCCCAUCAGGUGCUAUAGACGUAAAGAACUACUGGAUGUCAGGCGAAGUCAUGCCGGAAGGUAACAAGACUGAUGUCAUCAAAGUAUAUUUAUAGCAAAGGCUAAUGAAUGGUAAUCAAUUCCUUCUCCCUUCAAAUCACACACCCUUUGCUGGCCACACAUAGUUUAAUGAGUAGCUACCCUCUCUCGACAAAUUUUUUCAUUCUCCUUUGUUUUAACUAGAAAAAGAAGCUGUCGAUGACGAUCGCGCACCACUGAUACGUCGAGAAAAAUCUUACAUGGGAAACGCAACUGAGAUGAGCUCAGAGGAGGAAGAGGAAGAAGGAACCCCUGUGACGUGCUUUCCUUGCAGGGAGUGCCAUAUAUUAUGA